Messenger RNA from Pieris napi, 3162 nucleotides. RefSeq names its product UDP-sugar transporter UST74c (gene frc). Gene Ontology annotation, cellular component: Golgi apparatus. Gene Ontology annotation, molecular function: antiporter activity; GDP-fucose transmembrane transporter activity. Lineage: Eukaryota; Metazoa; Arthropoda; Insecta; Lepidoptera; Pieridae. The coding region runs from base 243 to 1235 and encodes 330 amino acids. The transcript has a single exon. The record is from RefSeq and is a predicted model, not a curated record.
UAAACAAGUACAUUAAAUUCGUCUUGAAGGCUAAACUCUGAAGUGGUACGUUGGCAUAUGAACUAUCAAUUUCUUGUUUUAUUUUGUAUUUACGUGUAAAUUAUGAUAUAAGAAUUGACCAUGAGGUUAUUCUGUUCGUGACUCUAACGGCCCCUCUUGUAUGAGGAGUGUCGGUGAGCUAAAAGGCUGUACUCACUUCAACUAAUUAUUUAAAUGUCAGAGAAGUCAUCGAAUUAUUCACAAUGCUUGGAUUCACAUUCAAAGAAGAUACAGAUGCUGACAGAGUGCUAUUAGUUAUGAAGGUGGUUAGUGCCGCUUUUUACGCCGUGUCUUCAUUUAUGAUAACGGUGGUUAAUAAAACUGUGCUGACCUCAUACGCGUUUCCUUCUUAUCAAGUAUUAGGCAUUGGACAAAUGUUAGCGAUAAUUAUAGUUUUAUGGGUAAGCCGUGCCAUAAAAAUUGUUGAAUUUCCUACGCUGGAUCGUGGAGUUGCACAGCGGAUAUGGCCCUUGCCAGUGAUUUAUUUGGGCAAUAUGGCAACCGGUCUUGGAGGAACAAAAGAGCUUAGUCUUCCAAUGUUUACGGCUUUACGCCGCUUCAGUAUUCUAAUGACGAUGAUCUUAGAGCGAUUUGUGCUAGGAAUCAAAGCCUCAUGGCCAGUUAAAGCAAGUGUGAUGGCCAUGGUUGGAGGAGCAUUACUAGCCGCUGCUGAUGAUGUCACAUUCUCAUGGCCUGGAUACACUCUUGUUCUUCUGAAUGAUGGAUUUACUGCAGCAAAUGGUGUAUACAUGAAGAAAAAAUUGGAUUCAAAGGAAUUAGGUAAAUAUGGAUUGAUGUUCUACAAUGCACUCUUUAUGAUAGUUCCAGCUGCAAUAGUAGCAUGGUGCACCGGUGAUUUAAGACGCUCUUUAGAUUAUCCUCAUUGGUCUGACUCACUGUUUGUGCUACAGUUUCUUAUGUCCUGUGUGAUGGGUUUUGUCCUCUCAUACAGUGUUAUGUUAUGUACACAAUAUAAUAGUGCAUUGACAACAACAAUAAUUGGGUGCUUAAAGAAUAUUUUGGUAACUUAUUUAGGUAUGAUCAUUGGAGGUGACUAUGUUUAUUCGUGGCUGAACUUUGUUGGAUUAAACAUAAGUGUUCUUGCGAGUUUAUGGUACACCUAUGUUACUUUUAAACGUAAACCAACUUCAUAUGCUUUACUAAAUGAAGCAAAUAGCAAAGUUGAUACAGUUUAAAGAUAAUAAACAACUUACUUGUACAGUAAGAAUGGUUGACACCAAAGAAUUGUGGUCAAGAGUAAUUAAAAUCUAUAAAUGUUCUUUUCUUUGUGGCCAUGUAGAAUUAGAUAAGUUAUUUUAUGUAAAUAUAUAUUGUAGAUAAAAUCACAUAAAAAUUAUGCAUUUAUUUAUUGUUGAAUUUUCACUUGACAUUAAAAUAUGACUUGUUACAUUAGAUGUAUUUCAGUAACGCAGCUUUCUUAGUUUUUAAAGGAGCUUUGAGUACAGUUUUAGUACAAAGAGGAAACUUUAAGAGAACUUUUCUUUCUUUAAAUAGAAGGUUUUUGUGAAUGGGCAUCCUUUAUAUUUUUACUCUAUUGUGUAUCAUUAUGAGAUGAAGUCAUUUUACCCAGUUACUGAUUAAUUGGCCACUGUAAAAUUAUAUACAGUCAUUGCAUAGCUAUGUAAGAUAUUUGCCAUUAAUCAUAAAUAUUACUUUUGAAUAUUAUUGUGAUUGUUAUAGUGUUAAAUAUUUAAACAUAAGUAAAAUAUAUAUAAAAUAUUUUGUAAAGUAUAUUUUUUCUAAAGAAGGUUAACUAGGAAACAGUAGCAUCACAAGAAGAAAUAUAAGUUGUAUAAAUGAAUCCUAGAAAAUGGUUCACACCUAAAAUCAAAGCAAUAAAUUAAAUACACAAUAAAAAUGGUAUUUACAUUCAUUAUCUAUAUUACAUAAUAAUUUUAUUAGAGUAAAUAAAAAAUAUAUGAUAAAAUAAUUUGACACCAUUUGAUAAUCUUGAAGAGAAAUAAUUUUAGAUUAUGAAGCACAUAAUAUGGUUUCAGAUUAUAAGUAGAUUUAAAAGUAAUGAACAAUUCAAAUUAUCAGAUAUAUUUUGUAUUAAUAACGUAACUAUGUACUUCUAAUAUCAGUAAUUUAGUAAAGAUAGUGUAUUAUUACAGGAAACGUUUUUCGCAAGAUUGAAGGACAAAAAUUUAUUUUACAUGUUAAAAAUUACGAACAAGUUGUUACUAUAAUGUUUUGUAAUUUAUUAUUGUAUAGUGUAUAAUAGGAUAAAAGUUUUGCAACUUAUCAGGUUGCUAAUGCACAAAUAAAGUUCUACGUGUUUCAAAAAUGAUUCGUUGAGUUAUUUUAUGAAAUGCGAGUAGUACUGCCUUAACUCAUUGUACACUGCACUAUUCAUUCAUUGUUAAAAAGAUGCUUUAUAAAGCAUAUGAAUAUUAUUUUGCAAUAAAAAUAGUAUAGGAGUUACGUCAGUUAUUUUUAACACCGAAAAUGUGGCUGUAAUAAAGUUCCAAGAACAUCUACUUCUACUAUUGACUACAUCUCAGUCAGUUAGAAACAGAAAAGUAUUAGAUUUCUAUUACUAUAUUACGACUGUAGACUAUAAAGGUACAGAAGAUUUAUAUACAGAGGGUAGUUAAUGCGUAGUGAUUACUACGCAUAGUUGAUGUUGAUCAACCACUUUAAAACUAACUGUAUAUAAUUAUUUAAACUUAUUCAUUAUGACGCUACUUUAACUUAAAAAACUAGUCAUAUUCUACUCCUUUUUCUCUACAAGUGCAUAAUAUGUGGGUCUCAAUCACUAAUUGAGAUUAGCCAAGUUUGUUAAGUAGGGUGUCCCAGUUUUAACAAAGAAUCUUCAACCAAGAGGCCCGAUAAACGAGCUUUUGGGUUAUCUUUGAAUUACAACCCAGAUAAUAAUUGUCUACCGCCUGGUGCACCGAACUUUAUGAAAUAUGUAACAUUGUAAUAUUACUAUUAUUUUAAUUUUAAUUAUUCUCGUGAUUUAUAUUGGUGGCGGAUAUUAUUGUAAAGUAGGUAAUAUUUCAUCAAUGUCCUCCUUGAAUAUAUUGGUGAGAUAUUACUGUUUUUAAAUUUGCUAUAAUGUUAAAAAAUUAUAUAUGCAAUAAAUAUUGUGGCAUUUUA